Equus caballus (horse) is the source of this 5332-nucleotide messenger RNA. RefSeq names its product FLYWCH-type zinc finger 1 (gene FLYWCH1). NCBI's taxonomy places the organism in Eukaryota, Metazoa, Chordata, Mammalia, Perissodactyla, Equidae. The record is from RefSeq and is a predicted model, not a curated record.
CCUCGCCGCCCCGCGGGGUGGCGCGCGCUCCCGACGGCCGGCGCGGCGCGCGCGGGCACGGGGCUCGCUCCCGCGAGGGCAGGUGGGAGCCGGGAGCGGGCGCCCGGGUUGUGGUGGCCGAGGGGCCUGGGCGCGAGGUCUACGCCUGUGGCUGCAGGGGCCGAGGCCAAAGGACCUGCCGCGGUUUCGUCGUCGGAGAGGGAGGGUCCCGCUGCCGUCGCCGCCCGGCCGGUGCCGGUGAAAUCAGCCUGGAGAAGGGAUGGGAUUGACCCCGGGUCUCCCCACAGCAAGCCGGCGCUGAGGACCCGGGUGUUGGUGGUCGGUGAUGGUGGCUCCCGCUCUCGUGUAUGAAGGAUGGAAUAUGUCCGCUCUCUGUAUCCAGACAGUGAAGAGUGAUAAGAGUUAUGAGGAUGUCCACCCUUGAUGGAUUAAAUGUGAAACAGAGAAAACUUGCACAACUGAAUCGUGGAGAGAUAACUUCAGUUAAUCAGAAAUCUGCCGUCGUAUGGAGAACUCAUUCACCCAUGACGCUAGGACGGAGCCCCUGGACUCCCAGCUUCCUUGUCAAGGAGGAGGAAGGACAUCCAUCUGCUGGGGCCUGAGUGUGGCCUGGGGGACAGGCCAUCGGUCCCGGAAUGCCCCUGCCUGAGCCCAGCGAGCAGGAGGCUGAGAGUGUGAAGGCCGGCCAGGAGCCGUCCCCUGAGUCCCCUGAGCUGGGCACAGAUGUCAUCCCUGCAGCCCCCACGAAGCCCAAGGAGUUCUCCAAACUGGUCCUGCUGACAGCCUCCACCGAGAAUGGGGAUGGAGUGGACUCCCAGCCCAAAGGAGUGCCCUGCACCGUGUCCCUGGAAAUGUCUGGUGCUGACACCCUGGCCAGGAUCCCCCACAUCCUGCCAUCAGAGGAGCAGGGGGGUGCAGUCCAGCCAAGCCCCCUGGCCUCUGAGCAGAAAUGCAGCAAACCAGACACAGCAGCCCCCAAGCCCCUGGAGUUCCUGAGGACCCCAUUUGGGGGCCGCCUCCUGGUCCUCGAGUCCUUCCUGUACAAGCAGGAGAAGGCCGUGGGCGACAAGGUCUACUGGAAGUGCCGGGAGCAUGCCGAGCGGGGCUGCCGGGGCCGGGCCGUCACCCGUGGGUCGCGGGCCACAGUGAUGCGGGACCACUGCCACCCACCAGAUGAGGAGGGCCUGGAGGCCCGGCGCCAGAGACAGAAGCUGCCCAGCCCAGCCCUUCCGGAAACCUUAGGGGGUCCCCAGGGCCCUGGAAGCCAAGUGGAGGAGCCACUGGAGGGGGUGGGCCCAUGGCUGUGCCCCCAGGAGCCAGAGUCUGCCCCGGCACUGCAGCUGAGCAAGCCGGCCCCGGAGGAGGAAGAGGGGCUGCGAGCCCUGUCGCUGCUCAGCCUGCCCCCCAAGAAACGCCCGACACUGGGGACCGGAGAGCCCCGGCCCCUGGAGUUCCUGAGGACAUGCUACGGGGGCAGCUUCUUGGUGCACGAGUCCUUCCUCUACAAGCGGGAGAAGGCCGUGGGGGACAAAGUGUACUGGACUUGCCGGGACCACGCGCUGCACAGCUGCCGCAGCCGGGCCAUCACCCAGGGCCAGCGGGUGACCGUGAUGCGCGGCCACUGUCACCCGCCUGACAUGGAGGGCCUGGAGGCCCGGCGGCAGCAGGAGAAAGCCAUGGAGACACUGCAGGCUGGGCCGGGAGGUCCCGGGGGCCAAGUGGACAAGCUAUUCCAAGGCGUGGACAGCCUGUUGUACCGCAGGGGCCCCGGCAGCCUGACGCUCACCAGGCCGCGGCCAAGGAAGCGUGCCAAGGUCAAAGAUCAGGGCCUGGUCCAGCCCCAAGCCUCGCAGGGAGCCCCUGAGGACCAGGAUGAGGACCUGGGAGGCCCUGAGUUCCUGAGGACCCCGCUGGGGGGCAGCUUCCUGGUACAUGAGUCCUUCCUCUACCGGCGGGAGAAGGCAGCCGGGGAGAAGGUGUACUGGACGUGCCGGGACCAGGCCCGCAUGGGCUGCCGCAGCCGGGCCAUCACCCAGGGCCGGCGGGUGACCGUGAUGCGCGGCCACUGCCACCCGCCCGACCUGGGGGGCCUGGAGGCCCUGAGGCAGCGGGAGAAACGCCCAGGCUCAGCCCAGCGGGGCAGCCCAGGAGGCCCUGAGUUCCUGAGGACCCCGCUGGGGGGCAGCUUCCUGGUCUACGAGUCCUUCCUCUACCGGCGGGAGAAGGCGGCGGGGGAGAAGGUGUACUGGACGUGCCGGGACCAGGCCCGCAUGGGCUGCCGCAGCCGGGCCAUCACCCAGGGCCAGCGGGUGAUGGUGAUGCGCAGGCACUGCCACCCGCCCGACCUGGGGGGCCUGGAGGCCCUGAGGCAGCGGGAGCAGCUCCCCUGCCCGGCCCAGAGGGAAGGCUCAGGGACCCUCCGGCCUCUGGAGUUCCUGAGGACUUCCCUCGGGGGCAGGUUCCUGGUGUACGAGUCCUUCCUCUACCGGAAGGAGAAGGCGGCGGGGGAGAAGGUGUACUGGAUGUGCCGGGACCAGGCCCGCAUGGGCUGCCGCAGCCGGGCCAUCACCCAGGGCCAGCGGGUGACCGUGAUGCGCGGCCACUGCCACCCGCCUGAUCUGGCGGGCCUGGAGGCCCUGAGGCAGCGGGAGCGGCUCCCCAGUGCGGCCCAGCAGGAGGACCCAGAAAAGAUAAAACUUCUGCCUAAAGUUCAGCUGUGCCUCAAGACGUGUUCUCCUGAAAGCCAGCAGACUUACGGGAAGGUCACAGAUAGAGAACUUGGCAGCGAGUCCCACUGAGGCCACUCUCCUCCAGAUUCGAGCAGAGAAGCCUCACGAGUUGCCAGCGUCCAGGAUGCUCUUCGUCUGCACGGGACCCCGCCCGGCAUUUCCCACCCGGUUAGAGUUUGCCUGACAAAAACUUGCACUCUUCCAAAGCGUCUGUGGCCUUCACAUCUCCUCACGACGUCUCCCAGGAGGGGUAUUUUGAUGGUGUCUUCCUGCCGGCAAAGAGGAGCCCCAGGAGCGGGGCGGCUUGCAGGCCUGCCUGACGUAGGGAAGGCUCCGACCUCCAAAGGAGCUGAAGAAGCAUCUUUUGACAAAGACACCUCUUCCCUGCUCUGCGCUCACAACCGUCUGUUUUCAGAGCACGCGAGCGACCUUGCCAAGGACCUUCCCGUCGGGUGUGGCCCUGCUUCAUCCAGGGCACCUCGGGGGAAGUUCCUGCUUCUUCAAGCUGAGCUGAGCUGCUCUGCAGAGCUCCAGGCACCCCACUGGGCCUUCAUGCUCAGGGCUGCAUCCAUCCCUCACGGUGACAGGGCACACCAAACCAGAAGCCUCACUACACCCUCUGUCGGACUUUCUUUCCUUUGCUGUUUCCAACUUAAAUUAAACCCAGUGUCCACGAUCCCCACGGCAAGUGUUGUUCCCAGCAGUGGGAGCCGGCCCAGAUGUCCGCAGGAAGGCGGCCCUGGGCAGACACUCCUGAUGAGGCCAGUGGUGUCCUGGGUUGCCCAGGUUCAUCUGAUGCAGGAGGAGAGGCAGACCAGAUAGCAGCAGAGGCGCAUCCCCUCUCCUGUCUGGUAGAGGCGCAGAGAGCUAUUCUAGCUGGUCCGAGGAGAAGAGGGCUGACAUCCUCUGGGAACUCCAGAGGCUGCUGCUUGCUAACAAGGCCACGUCCUUGACAGCGAGUUUUCUUGCCCUCAUCCUGUAAUCACAGAUGGAGCACACAGCGGGAGGCUCCCUCCCUCCUGGCAAGCUGGCCAUGGAGCCUGCCAUCCAGCUGUGGGACAGUGACAGCUCGAGUCCCCCCCACUGUCCCUCUGCUUAUACAUUUCCCCCAAUAAACCCUAUUUUAUAUCUCACCGUGUAGAGCUGCUGUGUGUGUCCACAUCCCUUAUGCAACCACUAUUGGCUACCACGAAGCCACACACUCCACGUGUCUCAGUGCCACGGGCUUAGAAGUGACGGAGUGCUUGGGCAACACCCUGGGGGAGACCCCCUCAUCUGGGACAGUGCCAGAUCACCUGGCCCAGAUGUCAGCCAUACCAAGAGAGGGUGGGGGUCCUCUGGAGGGGUUGCUGAGGGGUUUGCUCCAAGCCCACAGAGGGCCGUGCGGCCCCUGCUGGCCAUUCCCUGACCCUGAUGUCACUGAAAGAGAGGCCUGGAUUCUCUAGGCACCUCUCAAACUGAGUCCUCCCUGACUCAUUUUCACAAGCUGGAGCAAGCUUAAAACAGAAACGGCACCCCCAGGCAACGGGGGGUUAGACCCCCGAGACCCCGGCUACCUUCGCACUGACCCAUUACCUGACAUGACUGCCGGCUCCCCGGCGCCCCCACCUCCCAGCCUUGCCAGCAGUCAGGACGGCCCAGUGAUGGGACAGGCCACCUCCCAGGUGGGAGGCAGGUGUCUGCCAAAGCGCCCCUCAUGCUGAUGGCCCUCAGCAGUGGACACUCAACACCAGCUACGUUUCAGGCAGUGCUCUUGGCAUGCUGCCCCAAGACAGUGACCUGCCCAUGGCUAAGGCCAAAGACAUGGCCCUGUGGGUACAGACAUGACGCCCCAAUCCCAGAGCCAUCUUCGUGUCACAAAUGUGCAUGCCCAUGGGAGGCAGCCACACUGACAGGAAGGCACCUAGACUCAAAAGAAUGGUCAAGUUUGUGCCGCCACCAGUUGGGUCUCUGCUCAGCCCCAUCGUGGACGGGGGGACCUCGCACAGGCCUGAGUGACUGGCAAGAAGCAUUGAGUCGCGGCAGCCCCUGCCACUUGCAAAGCCUGCUCCGCCGGCCGGGUCCGCAGCCUUCCCAGCAGGGCCUCUGCAGGACCAGCGACUUCCCCAGGCCCGAGUCCUAUGCCAUCAGCCUGGCUGGGCUCUGGGCAGCCAGACAUUGGGGUGCGGCGUGAGGAGACUCAGAGGAAGGACAUGGCUUCACUCCGCUCCUCAACAUUCGCGUUGGCGAGGGCCGGCACACUGCCCCUCUUCUCCACACCUGCUUUGACCUCAGAGGACAGCUGGAUGGUCCAUGUGGCUCAGACUGAGGGCUCUCAGAUGGACAUGAAUUUGGAUACUGGUGGCGCCAUGGGUGGCCUCACGACCACUUAGCCACUGAGCUCCAGAGGCUUCCCCCUCAUAAGGCCACUUCCUCUAUGGUUCCAGAGCCAGAGAUGUCCCCUGCCCUGUCCCUGUCAGAGAGCAAAGUGCACAGGGGCAAGUCCCUGUCUCAGAAGCUGGCCCCUUGGGGACAGUGACAACUUGGUGGGGCUGCCCUCAUCCUCCCCUGCUCCCACUCUGCUGCUGGUUUCCCCCAAUAAACCCUAUUUUAUUGUGUCUGCA